AUAGUGCAAGGGUCAAACGAAGAAGCCACGAAGAAGCCUGGCACUCUCUCCCUUCUCUCUCUCUCUCGCAAGUGACGGAGGCGCCACCAUUCCCUCUCCGGCUCCGCCCGCGACUCCUCGAUCGAGGGUUUCUGGUUGUGGCUUCUUACAAGUAAAGAUAUUGUGUGAUGGAGAUUGUGUUGACUAGUUCAAUUAAUCAUCGUCUCAGGAUUGGAAUGGCUUAGAAACUAGUAAAAUUAGGGUAGAAGGUGAUGAGAAUCGUGCCAUCAUGGGCACUGGGAUUCCUGAUGUGGUGUGUGUUUCCAGCGAACUCAACCACGACCAUCUAUAUGCAGAUCAGGUCACUGCAAAUGGUUUCAUACUGGAAGGAGCUCCGACGACCGCCAUCUCACAAGUUCUGGAGGCUUCAACUUCUCCUGUUGCUAUUUCAGAUUUGACCACUGAUUCGAGUGCUCCAUCUUCACAGGGUACCACGGCUGUUAUCGUAGAUACAGAUUUUAACUAUGAUCAUCUCUCCUUGGAGGAGAAUACCUUGAAUAUCUUGGAACUGGGAGGGUUGAACCAUUUCUAUGAACAGAGUGGCUACCUCACUGUUUCAGAUAUUCAUCCUGGGUUCACCCCUUCUGAUUCUGCCCCAAACUCUGACCUUCCGGCAACGCUGAGUCGGGUGGCCGAGGUAGAUUCUUUUGAGGACUCUGAUAUUCUCCUCAAAGAUAUUGAUAAGAUGCUCAUGGAGGAAAACAUAAAUGAUAAGUUUAUCACCUAUCCGGAACACCCUGCUCUAUUAGCUGCAGAACAACCCUUCUAUGAAAUCCUUGGUGAGGAGUUCUCGCUCUUGACUGAUCAGUCUUCUUUGUUGUCUAGUCAUUUUUCAAACUGCCCUACUGACAGCAUCACUAAACCCCAUGGAAGCUUCAGUGACAGAACUCUCUUUGAGAAUAGCUGGACGUCUGAUUCUAUUGAUUAUUCUCUGCUACAGACCAACCCUAGCCUCGAUGGCUACAGUUCACAGUAUUCACUGUCCAACAAUUGCUUUUGCAACUUUGUCGACAUGGUGGAGGGAACUCUCGUAGGCACACUUGGUAUUCCUGAUUUUCUUAACAUGAGCCAGCCAGCUUGGGAGUUCGAGAGGGGAGUUGAGGAGGCAAAAAAAUUCCUUCCAAGUGAUGAUCAGUUGGUGAUCAACCAGGAGACUAAUGGUUUCUGUUUACCUCUACCGACAAUAGAAAAACAGAAACUGAUUGAGGUCCAAGAGGAAGCUGCAGAGAAAGAAAAGUGCAAUCAUUUAUCAAGGGGUCGGAAAAAACAUGAUGGAGAGGAUUUGGAUUUGGAGGAAGGUAGGAACAGCAAGCAAUCAGCAGUUUUCUCAGAUGAGACUCAUCGUACAGAAAUGCUCGAUGAGAUUUUACUUUGCAACGGGGAAAAGUGCGCCAAACGUGUUGAUGAACUUCGCCUAAAAUUGCAGAAUGAAGUAAGCAAGAUUUCUCAUAGUGGCCACCAGAAAGGAUCAAACGGUGGCAAAGGUCGAGGGAAGAAGAACUCAAAGAGAAAUGUCAUUGAUCUUACAACUCUCCUCGUUCAUUGUGCCCAAGCUGUGGCAACAGAUGAUCGGCGAACUGCAAAUGAAUUGUUGAAGCAAAUCCAACAACACUCUUCGCUGAAUGGAAAUGCAAACCAGAGAUUAGCCCAUUGGUUUGCGGAUGGCCUCGAAGCUCGCCUUGCUGGUACAGGAAGUCUGUUCUACCAUCAGUUGGUGGCAAAGCGUCAUCAAGUUACUGAAAUCCUAAAAGCUUACCAGCUUUAUUUGGCUGCUUGUCCUUUCAAGAAGAUUUCUCAUUUCUUCUCCGCCCAAACAAUUCUGAACGUGUCUGAGAAGGCAGAAAAGUUGCACAUUAUAGAUUUCGGCAUAUACUAUGGCUUCCAGUGGCCGUGCUUCAUGAAGCGUCUUUCUUCCAGGCCUGGUGGACCUCCGAAACUUAAAAUGACUGGUAUUGAUGUCCCUGUGCAUGGAUUCCGCCCGACCGAGGUGAUUGACGAAACAGGGCAGCGCUUGACUGAUUAUGCACGAAGUUUCAAGAUUCCUUUCGAGUUUCAUGCCAUUGCAGCCAAUUGGGAGACCAUUAAAGUGGAGGAUCUCAAAAUUGAAAAAGAUGAGGUGGUGGUGGUGAACUGUUUGUAUCGGUUAAGGAAUUUGAUGGAUGAGACAGUGGUGAUCGACAGUCACAGAGAUAGGGUCUUAAACAUUAUAAGAAAGAUAAAACCAGAUGUGUUCAUCCAUGGUGUCUUGAAUGGCACGUACAAUGCCCCCUUCUUCGUAACGCGCUUUCGGGAGGCUUUGUUCCACUUUUCUUCCUUAUUUGACAUGAUCGAAACGAACGUGCCGCAUGAAGAUGAAGCAAAGCAGCUGAUUGAAAAGGUUCUCUUCGGACGUGAACUUAUCAAUGUGAUCUCUUGCGAGGGCAGAGAGAGGGUGGAGAGACCAGAGACAUACAAGCAGUGGCAAGUAAGAAAUCUGAGGGCAGGUUUAACCCAGCUUCCGCUGAACCCUGAUAUACUGAAGAAAGCGAAAAAUAGGGUGCAGUCUUGCUACCAUAAGGACUUUAUUUUGGAUCAAGAUAGCCACUGGCUACUACAAGGUUGGAAGGGGAGGAUCAUUUUUGCCCUAUCGACUUGGAAGACAAAUAGUUGUUGCUAGUUCUUGUGGUAACCUUUGUCUUUGUGGCAUAUGAUGUAAAUGACCACCUAUUUGUAUUUAUAGCUUGUAUCAUAUGAGAACUCCACUCACAGAGCUUAUGUCAAUGUGAUAUGUUACCUACAUGAUAUUUGGUGCAAGUGUAACUAUGGUCGUUAACUUCUAACUUAACCCUUGAACUAUUUUUUCAUGCA
Molecule: messenger RNA, 2886 nt
Organism: Zingiber officinale
Lineage: Eukaryota; Viridiplantae; Streptophyta; Magnoliopsida; Zingiberales; Zingiberaceae
Product: scarecrow-like protein 9
Exons: 2
Coding region: 269-2695 (808 amino acids)
Biological process (GO): regulation of DNA-templated transcription
Cellular component (GO): nucleus
Molecular function (GO): DNA-binding transcription factor activity; sequence-specific DNA binding
Source: RefSeq, a predicted model, not a curated record